Messenger RNA from Poecilia reticulata (guppy), 6186 nucleotides. RefSeq lists its product as uncharacterized. Gene Ontology annotation, biological process: regulation of transcription by RNA polymerase II. Gene Ontology annotation, molecular function: DNA-binding transcription factor activity, RNA polymerase II-specific; RNA polymerase II cis-regulatory region sequence-specific DNA binding. NCBI's taxonomy places the organism in Eukaryota, Metazoa, Chordata, Actinopteri, Cyprinodontiformes, Poeciliidae. The record is from RefSeq and is a predicted model, not a curated record.
UACAAAAAUUACAUGGAAAUGAAAUAAAACUUUUAUAUUACAGUUAAUUUAUCCAACCCAUAAUUACAACUGAGUUAUUUCCAAUUAUUUGAAAGUAUUUCAAAAAUUACCGGAUAACUGCUUCUGGUCUACUCUUUAAAAUAAUAGUUUGUAAAUAAAACUGGAGAAAAAAAAUCUCAUGAAGCACUUUAUAACUUCUUUAGUUGACUGGAUAUCAAUAGGUAUUUUUAAUCAGUGACAUAGUUACAUAUUUGAGCUGGAAUUUUAAGACAUGAUUGUGAGAAAAAUAUCUAACAUAACAUAUUAAUUAAAAAGAUGUGCUGUGAUUGGUCAUUACAAUUCUGGGAUUGGUUGCUAAGGUGAUGGAGUUUUAGCAAUUCCUGACAUGAGCUAGUUUAGAAGAAUCUGCGCCUUUCUUCCACGUUUUACGGUAUUUUUUAUGUCAUCACUUCCGUAAAACAAGGGCUUGCGUUGUUUAUGUCUUCUUACGGCACCAAUUAACUGUUGCUAGCUUAAAGCCUGGCUUCAUAAACACCACAAACAGAGCAAAUGGAAAGAGAUGCAGCGUGUGAGCGCUCAGCGGGCCUAACUAACUGCCCGUUACCGCCAGCAGGAGACCCGCUGAAGCCCGACGGUUCCUCCGCCCUCCUGGUUUUUUAAAGUUUAGACUUUAAUUUUUCAGGGACUGGCUGGUUCAUCAUGUUGAACGGUGUGGCUCUGCGCUCCCAGAUCGCCUCCGUGGUUGAUGCCCUGGCCAAAGCAGCUGUGGCAGAGAUCUUCAAAGUUGUGGAGGACGGCAUGGUGGUGCUGCGGCUGGAGAUGUGCCAGCGGGAGGAUGAGAUCGAGAGGCUGAAGAGCAGCAUGGAGGUCCUGCAUGGAGAGCUGCGGGCGGCGCGGCAGGCGGAGACCCACCGGCUGGAGCACCGCGGAGGAGACGAAAGCCAGAGGGGUGUUGGAGAUGAGAAGAUCUUGGUUGAGAAGGGUCCCUCUGUUGAAAACCACAGCAUGUCGUCUGCACCUGAAGCGCAACAUAAAGGUGGACUUGUGAAGGAGGGAAACAAGGAUGGCAGAGGACAGCUGGACAGGCCAGUGGAAGGGUCUCUAUAUGGAGGCGGGCACUGGAGGCCAGGGGUGCCAAAGGAGGCUGGAAGCAGCAGCUCUGAAUACUUAACUUUAGGCCAAAACUCCUUGUCGUGUCUCUCCGAGCCUUCGUUGGAUGGCGGGCUUGUUCUGUCCUGCAGCAGCUCUGGCGGGUUUCCGCAGAGCCCCUUCAGCCGCGGCCUGCUGGGCUACAACCAGUACAGGAACACGGUGCGCAGGCGGACGGUGAAGAGGCUGAUGUUCAAGAAAGGUUUCAUCUGUCCGUACUGCGGCAAGUGCUUCGAGCGAGCCGGACACCUGGAGAGGCACAAGAGGAUUCACACGGGUGAGAAACCGUAUCGCUGCGAUAUCUGCGGACGGCGGUUCAACCAGAAGUGCAGCCUAAAGGAGCACAUGAAGAUUCACAGAAGAGGUCUUCAGACGAGACCAGGAGAGGUCCAGAUGAGCCAACAAAUCCCAAUCCCACAGGUGAAUCCAUGUAUGGACCAGCAUCGGCCUGAAGAGGUCAGCCAGGUGAAGGCCGACGAUAACCAAACAAAGUCUGAAGAAGUUCUGCCAACAUCCGUUCAGGUCAAAUCUGAGCCGGUCGAGGAAAAUAUUACAGGACCGCAGCUGCAUGUGGAAAACAAUCAGGCUGACGGCAUGUGUGAAAACAUAACAUCAGUGGAUCAAGGCAGCCAACUGUGGGCAUCCAGGUUACAGAACAAUCCGACAGAGUUUCUGAACAGCUCGUCGCAGAACAUGUCUUCCUUCCCUGCCAUUACUCAGUUACUCCAGCCACCAGAGGAAACUUCUUACAGCAACUUUUCCGUUCGAGGAAAAAUGUACGGACAGCUGAAAGCCUCCACCGUCCCUCAGACGCCUUACGGGUGCUCGGGGUCGGUCAUCAUCUCCAGUAACCCCGGCUUGCAGGACGCGACGGAGGCCUCGAACCACCUCAGAGAGAGGAAAAACCGGCCGUUUCGAGUUCUGAAACCAAAGAAAUGCUUUGUCUGCACCUACUGCGGGAAGGUGUUUGAGCGAGCCGGACACCUGGAGAGACACCUGCGGAUUCAUACUGGGGAGAAACCGUACGGCUGCCAUAUCUGCGGGAGGUGCUUCAACCAGAAGAGCAGCCUCAAAGGUCACAUGAAGACUCACAGAAACGGGACGACGACAGACAUGCUGGAGGCCCAUCACCUGAUGUUCUCAGUGUCCGACAAUCAGCUGAUGGAGAGCUACAUGGAAACCAGUAACGGACCAACAGCGGCGGACGAGCCGUUUCCCGCCCCGGCGUACGCUCACUCCAUCAAAGAGGAGCCGCUGGCGGUGAAGCUGGAGCCCAGCGACGAAAACUUCCUCUCCGUGUCUCAGGUGGGGACGGACAACAGAGCCGCAGCAGCAGACAAAAGUUUACUGUGGACGUCUGCAGUGGAGGAAAGCAACGACAGCCCAGAUCAACCGGUCUGCGUACUUUUACAAGAUGUGAAGUACCACCUCAGUUCUCCUGCAGGGGGAGCCAGUGAGCAGCAGGGCUUCACCUCACCCAUAAAGGAUUUGGCUUUUAUAGACAACAAAGCAAAGGAGGAUCCAUUUUCGGCUGUGGGAUUGCAGCAAAGGACUUCAAAUCCAAGUCACGAUCUGGCUGGAAGGGAUUUCUGCUCGGAGAGCGGCGAGGGCGUGAACCAAGAUGGCGUCUACGAGUUUACCCUGAGAGCCUCGGACAGCUUCGAGGACAGCUGCAGCGCAGACCCCGCCAGACAGAACUACAUCUGCUCCAGCUGUGGGCAAAGCUUUGACAGUUUCCAUAUUUUCCAGGAGCAUCAGUGUGAGAAACUCCCAGAGCAGCCGUUAAGCUGCGAGAUGUGCGGAAAAACUUUCAACCAGCUGAGCAUCCUGAAGCUGCACCUUAAGCUACAUGCUAUUAUCGAUACAUUGUGUAAAAACGGAGGAAUUUACACCUUUUUUUUUUUACCUGCUUCCAACAUUCAAUCUGUGAACAUGGCUUCGUGCGUUCCCUUCCAGACACAGUUAUCCUCAAUAAUGGAGGUCCUGGUGAAGGCAGCAGUGGCACAAAUCUCCAAGCUGGUGGAUGACAAAUGUGCCUUCUUGCAUCUGGAAAUAUCCCGCAAACAAAGCGAGAAUGAGAUGCUGAAGAGGAAGCUGCUGCUGAUGGAGAGCAAGAAUGCGCAGCUGCAGCGGGGAUUCGAAAACUACAUGGAUCGAGGGACUGAUUUAGGAAGAAACGUUUCACAUCCCAUUAGAGACUUAAAGUUUCCUGAGAUUGAAAGAUCCAGUGUUUCCUUCACAAUUAAGGAAGAAAGUCCAGAUGAGGCGCUGUGGAUCAGUGAUUCUGCUGCAGCCAUUGGUACUGCUGUCCCGUAUCCUGCUCAGGAGAGCCAGCAGGUCAUCCAUCCAGAUGUUACCAGACUCAAGCCUGCAGAGUUCAGCAGCCCGUUCAGCUCCGGCCACCCGCCAGUCGACAUCAGCAGCCUCCAGUUCACAGUGAAGACAGAGAAGGAGGAGGACCGGCUGUCCUUCAGACAGGACGGAUGCCAGCACCGCGUGGGGAAGCAGACCCCCACCGCCGUCGACUAUCCCGUGGACGAGCGGGAAAGUCAGCUUUGGUCAUCGAUCAUCGAAGGGAAUGAAAUCGACGCCGGGUUUCCUGAUUUCUCCAGCGUGGUGGAGGAAUAUUCCAGCUCUUUCUCUGAGCAUUCGGAUGCCACGAACAUGGCGUCCAACACCAGCAAGUCGCCCGGCGUCCAGGAGCCGUGCAACGGGGUGUACGGCGCCGAGUAUCAGAAGGACGCGCAGCUGUCGCAUUUCCAGCCCCGAGCGCAGGACAAGCAGAAGGAGCAGCUGUUCCUGCAGCGGAGCAGCUCCCACGCCGCCCAGCUGGGCCCGCCGCAGGAGGAACGGCAGAGGGAGGCGGGCGCCGAGGACGGAGCGAACGCCGCCCAGCCGCCUAACCCUUUCACCACCAGCUGCUUCUACACUCACGCCCCCCAGAAACCCGUUUCCCGCGGCUACGCCUGCUCCCAGUGCGGCAAGUCCUUCAGCCGCCUGCACCAGUUCAAGCUGCACCAGCAGAGCCACAGGAGGAAACGCACGUUCUGGUGCAGCGUGUGCGGAAAGAGCUUCCAGUGCUCGUCCCACCUCAGCAUCCACCACCGGACGCACACGGGGGAGAAGCCGUACGGCUGCGGACAGUGCGGGAAGCGCUUCACGCAGCAGAGCAGCCUGCGGGUGCACCAGCGCACGCACAGCGGCGAGCGACCGUACAGCUGCUCGCAGUGCGGGAAGUCCUUCAUCAUGAUGCACCACCUGAAGCGACACAGGAUCAUCCACACCUACAGCUGAGGCGCCGGCGGCCGACACAACCAAUGAGAGAAGCCAAUGAACCACAGAUCCUUUGUUUGUUUGUUUUACUGAGUCGAGUCCAUCUGGGCUUCGGAGUAUUAGGGCCUCGCUAAAAACACAAAAAAGGUAAAAUUAUGAGAAUAAAGUUAUAAUAUUAUGAAAACAAAUUCGUACAAGAAUAAAGUCAAAAUAAUACAAGAAUAAUGUCUUAAGACUAAAGGCAUAACGUUAUGACUUUAUUACUGUAUUAUUUUGACUUUAAUUUUGUACAACUUUAUUCUAUAAUAUGAGUUCAUUCUUGAAAUCUUGCCUUUAUUCUCAUAUUUAUUUUAUUUUCGUGCAACUUUAUUCCAGUAAUAUUAUGACUUUUCUCCUAUUAUUUCAAUUAAACUCUCAAAAUACUUUGACCUUAUUCUCAGAUUAUUACGACUUCAUUCUUUUAUUUUUAUUUUUGUCAUCUUUUCUUAGUAUGGCCCUAACACUCCGUCGCAGGAAUGGGUCCGCUGUUUGUUUUAUGAUGAUAAAAAUGUGACAGUGAGUUGUGUGAGAAAUGUCUGAAGCUAGAAAUCCAAAAAAAAAAAAAGAAAAAGAAAAGAUGUGCGACCCUCACACGAAACCUUCCACCUUUAUCUGACUGUUACAGAGGAUCUAGACCAGGUCUGUCCAAACCUUCUGUCAUCGAGUCAGAAAUACUCACAGGUCAAGAAAGUAGAAAAAAACUAUAAUCAAGCUAAGACGUCUGUCUGUUUUUUUUAGUAGGAAAGGAAGGAAUGUUAUUUAUCGUAGAUCCAAAACUUUAAAAAAAUAAUCCUGUUUGCUCUAUUAAAAGAAAGGCUUUUAGUUUUCAAGUUUCUUUUGGCCUCAGUUGAAUAAAUUUCUUCUCAAUUGUAGGAACAGAUUUUGUUUCAACAUGUUUGCUACAUUUAACCAGGUUUCUAAGUAAAAUAAAAGCUGCAGCAAAGUGAGCUUUUCACUAAAACUCUGGAUUGUUGAGGUUCUACUUGUUGUCAAAGCUUUUGAUAAAAACACAUUAAUGCUUUGUGUUGCACUUAACAUUUUUCAUUGCAAGUGAUAAUUUUACUCUGAUUACAGAUAAAAACUUUUAGUUUCUGUCAUUCAAUUGUGCUGAACCGGCCACAUUUAUAUCAUUCUUCAACUGCAGUUGAGGGCCGAAUCAAAUUAAUCCAAGGGCCACAUUUGGCCCCCAGGCCACACUUUGGACACCCCUGAUCUAGAACGUGUUACACACUCCUGUCUGAGAAGCCAGAUUGCUGCAAAAAUGAGAUGGUAUAAAAUAUGUUGAAGCUUUUAUUUUCUUGUUUCAAGUUAAAUUUACACAAUUAGACUUUCAAUAAACCUGAUUUUGGUAAGAAAGUUACAAACCAAAACUGGUUUGUUUACAUUGAUAAUGUUCUGCUUCUUUUUAUUUAGUUCCAACAUUCAGUCUUCUUUGGCUGCAGUUUGUCAACCUGCACAGUUUAACUCUCCUGUUUUAUCAAGUUAUGAGAACAAAUUUCAUCCACAUCCUUUUUGUUUUUUAAAUAAAUUCUUCUCCAAUUUGACAAAAAAUCUAUUUUGACCUGAAGAUAAGCAAACCCUCACCAUGAUGCUGCCUCCGCCGUGUUUUACUGUUUGAUGCUGAUCUGUUGGUGAUGUUUCUGUGCCAAACCUCUGCUCCAUUGGACCAAAACUCACUCCUCUGAAAAGCAUAAAUACAGUCACAUGAUAAAGAGGAAGCUCAUU